Molecule: messenger RNA, 7873 nt
Organism: Porites evermanni
Lineage: Eukaryota; Metazoa; Cnidaria; Anthozoa; Scleractinia; Poritidae
Source: the annotation of a GenBank genome assembly
AUAGCUGUUGAGUGUGGGGAUCCUGGCAAACCCGCAAAUGGAAGGCAGAUUGUCAAGAAAGGCUACGUCUAUGGUGGAUCGGUCAAGUUUGUUUGUGAUGAGAAUUACACUCUAGUGGGGACUAAUGUUAUAUAUUGUCAAGCUAAAAAGAGUUGGAAUUCCUCUGUUCCACGUUGCCUAGGUAAGUGUUAUUGGUAAGAGAAAAUGAAAGACUUUUAUUCCGCUGACUGAUUUUAUUCAAACAGUUUUUAAAAGUAAAAAAAAACGACAGUUACAUUUCCCGGUCGUUAAAAAAUGAUCUAUACACAAAUUAGCAGUGAAAUAUUGUAGUGUUUAAACCAAAAAAGUUCGACAAUAGACGACGAAAGUUCGUUGCUUCAACAAAUUAACUUAUUGUCACACGGCCGAGUAAACAAAACUUUAUCUCUAAUCUGAUCAUGCUUUUUCCUUUUUUUGGCUUCGUAAGACCGGUGUACGUCGGAGGCUCCCCUCUGUAACUUUAAAACAGAUCAUGGCAAAUCCACCAAAAUUAUACCUAAUAAAUAAAUGUACUCAUCAUUUUCAACAUCUAGGGAUAACUGACGUAAUUUGACGUACUUAUGACGUGACAUUCGUAAGUUAUAAGCAAAACCCACAUUUCAUCUUUUCAUUUUUUCCCUAGGAGUAGCCUUAAAGAGAGAAACGCUAAAAUAGCGAAAUGUCUGAAUAAAUCAUGAAGUUGGCUAAUACACUGAUAAUCUUUAACAAUAGCAGUGACGUCAUGAUGACUUUGUUUAUUAUUAGAAAACGAACUGGAACAACGCCAUGUUGAAUCUGCAAUUUUGAAUUAAUUUUGUUUAAAACCUGUAGAAAUCGAAGAAACCGUGAUAUAAAAUAUGAUCUGUGUAUUAAAAUAUGCUUAAAAAGCCAAACUAAUAAAAAAAUAAUGAUAAAUAAAAUUAAAAAUACUUGUAAUUGUAAAAUUAACAGUAAAAAAGAAAGAAAAACUUCUACCAAUUAACAUUGUUGAACGCUGUUGAAAUUUGAACCCAACAUCUACCUCGUAAGUCAUUUUAUAUUCAGGUUUAUUUGAAUUCGCGAUUUCCGCUUCUCUCAUAAUACACCUCGUUUGCCCUCCAAAGUUUUGCAUAACCUUUGUUUUUCAUUUCUCCUGAGUAUUGAAAAACUGAGGACAAUGCUUUCAUCAAAAGGCUUGGAUUAGACUAACCAUUAUUGUAAACAAUUAGAAUGAUUGCCCCGCAGGGAUUUCGCCCAGAAGGCGAAAUCCCGGCAAAUAAAGUGAACUGAAUGUAAAAAGUGAAAGAGAAAUAGCGAAAUAUUCAACUUUUGAUUAAAUCUUUUCUUAUGGCUUAGAAAAAACUAUUCUCGAAACUGAGAAUGUUUUGAUAAAAGCUGUGUAAAUCGACCUGAAACUGUGCAUGGAACCUUGCGUUUCCUGUAUUUUUCUCCCCUAUUGUAUGGAAUAUGUGUGAAAACGGUUAAUUUCAAAGAGCUACACAACGAGCAAGAAUGCUAUUGCCCGACAAUAUACAGAGCGGGGGCAGCUGUAGUGUCAACUAUUACUAGUUCUAAAUUGAGCGUGACACACCAAUUCAAUACGUAAACCUUGAAAUAAAUCAUGUUUUACAGAAAAAGGCAAAUUUUGUAAAACAACGCUGUUAAACCUCGGCUGCCAGUUGGUAACGUCAAAGUUGACGUACAGGUCGCUAUGAUUUCAAUUAAUUUUCUUAUAGAUUAUCUUUAGGAAAAUUUGCUAAGUUUGCUGUCCUAGUUUGAACCAUUUUGAAGAUACUCACUGUUUAAAUUUUUGAGUUCCUGAAACGCCCCUAAAUGGUCUAAACAAGGUAGAUGCAAAAUCGAGAUUCACGAUCAGCCAAUGAGUUUCUUUUGUUCCCUUACUAUUUUCUGUUUCUCUUACGCUUUAUUUUUUUCUUUUUGAUUAUAUAAGCAAACUGUCGCUCACCUGGUGGUUUAAAUCAUGGUCUUAAAAUCGGUAAGAACUACACGCACGGAAAAAUAGUUCGAUACUCUUGUAACCUUGGGUACACACUCAAAGGCGAGGCUGAACUGACUUGUGUAGAUGGAAGAUGGAACACUGCCACUCCCAAGUGUAAAGGUAAGCGUUCAUUCUUGUUUUCCAAAAAAAAAAAACGCUUGUGUUGAUUUUGGAGGUAAAGCGGGUUGUUUGAUUUGCAACUUUUCAAAUUUCGUGGCAUAUUUUGGUAAUGGCUGCAAAAUGAAUUAUAUACCCCACAACUUUGAACUGUUAAAAGAAGAAUUAACUCGUGUGAGUCUAUUCAAGUUGCAGUCCAUUGCCAAAGCUUUACUUGAUACCCUGCAAUCUUCAUUUAUUGUAUCAGUCUAUUAUAUGUAAACGACAAAAGCUGAUGUACUUAUUAUAGCUGUUGAGUGUGGUAAUCCUGGCAAACCAACAAACGGAAAGCAGAUUGUCAGGAAGGGCUACGUCUAUGGGGGAUCAGUCAAGUUUGUAUGUGACAAGAAUUACACUCUAGUGGGGACUGAUGUUAUAUAUUGUCAAGCUAAUAGGAGUUGGAGUUCCUCUGUUCCACGCUGCGCAGGUAGGUGUUUUCCAGGGCUGCUUGAAAGUAAGAAAAACAGUGAGAUUUGACGGUUCUGGAAACAUUCAAAAGAAAAAAAAAUAUGAAAACUGUAGCUUUUUACCAAUACGUAUACUUAAGUUGAGAGUUAAGUACUGAAGUACUGAAUAAAAAUAAGUUGGAUUGAAAAAAAAGAAAAAAAGGAACAGUUCAAUCAAUUAGUUUAUUAUGAAAUUGUGGCUUAAAGUACAACUCUUUUGUUAAUUUACUUUUUUUAUUUUGCUAAGUUUGUUUGUUUUUCUGUUUGUGCUUUCCAUUUUUUAAUGAAGCUAACUGUCGAUCACCUGCUGAUUUAAAUCAUGGUCUUAAAAUUGGUAACAACUACGCGCACGGAAAAACAGUUCGAUACUCUUGUAUCCUUGGGUACACACUUGAAGGCGAGGCCGAGCUGACUUGUGAAGAAGGAAGAUGGAACACUGAUACUCCCAAAUGCAAGGGUAAACUAUUGUUUAGAACUGAGUUGCUUGCGUUGGUUAGGGAUUAAGUUGUUCUAUUUAAGUGUGCAUGCCUUUGCGUUGUACAAAUGGCGAUUGUGACUGUUUUAUAAUAACCAUCUCUACGUUAUUGCUCAUUAUUUAUGUUCGAAAAUUUAAAAGAAAAUUUUAAAAACCCUCAUCACUUAUAAAUUGGACAGAAUUUCAUUCUUAAUGUAGAUUAUAAAAACAAUCAUUUGUGCGUAGUUUGAAAGGAAUAAGUGUCGCAAACUUUUUUUAUACGUACAAAAUAUAUGAGUCCAUUCAAACACAAUUUAUAUCGUGCGCAUCUUUCCAAUUUGUGGUCUACAUUGUGCUCAAAAUCAUGUUGUAAUUCUAAGUCCGGUCAAACUCGGUCAGUCGUAAACAAUAAUUAUAUGCCUUGUCAUUUUAUUAUAGCUGUUCAGUGUGGUGAUCCUGGCAAACCAACAAAUGGAGAGCAGAUUGUCAAGAAAGGCUACGUCUAUGGUGGCUCAGUCAAGUUUGUAUGUGACAAGAAUUACACUCUAGUGGGGACUGAUGUCAUAUAUUGUCAAGCUAAUAGGAGUUGGAGUUCCCUUGUGCCACGUUGCUUAGGUACGCCCUAUCGAACUGGGAAGAACAGUGGACCCUUGCAUAAAUACAUUUGUGAUAGGUCUUGAUAAGUUUGUAUUCACACCUGCUUUCUGCAAGUUAUUUCCAUAAAAACGUACUUUAUCGAUUAUGCACACGUUCAAAUAAGUAUUGAAAACAAAAGCAUCUUCUGUAUCUUUUCGUUUUUUUAGAUCGAAGAUAAAAAGUUAACUGGUCGAUAUCUUACUAGAUCGAAUAAUUUUAAUCGUUGCGGAUUCUAAAACGUCUUGGGGUUUUCUUGCUUAUUUGCAUGCUCUCAGAUAUUUGUUUAGCUUUAAUUAAUUAAUUACAUGAAUGAAGAAUCAUUAAUUUAGUUAAUUAAUGAAUGGAUCAAUUUAUUUUAUAUGAAUUCAGCUUCCUGCCCAGAACCUGGUCGUAUAAAACACGGUAAUAAAAUCGGACAAAACUACGGACACGGUAAAACAGUCAGAUACAGAUGUAAUUCUGGAUACACACUUGAAGGCGAAAACAGACUAACUUGCGAUGAUGGAAGAUGGAAUUUGAAUACGCCGAGAUGCAAAGGUAAAUGAUUCUGAUUGUUUAUAAAUAGCGAGGUUUACUUCAUUUGGUAAGUCGAGAAUUGAUAUAUUUAAACCUUAGCUUAAGCAACUGCGCAUUUUACCGUUAUGUAGAUGUCUUACUAUCUAUCUUUUAAACAGACUUUUUACCACCUUUUAAGAAAAAAGGCGCUCUAUCACAUACAAUCUGUAAGAAUUUAGAAUUGCUAGCCCUCCUAUAAAUUCUCCUACGACGCGCUCGAAAUCUGCUUUGAGCCGCUGUCAAAAGCACUGUCUAUCUCACGAAGAAGUUACGGUGAGUUAGUAGGAUGUCAUAAAUUUCCUAAAUUUAUUUAAUAUUUAUAAUCUUUUUGCUAAAAACAAGCUUAAUUUGAUGUGUAUUGUAGAAGGGCCCCACAGAAGUUGCACCAAACUGCUUCGACGUCUCCGGAAGAAUCCACCUCAAAACACCAUUAUUGCUAUCAACAUUCGCCUCUCAAAGGCAAGAUACCGUUGUCGUAAAGGAUUCGUUUUGCUGGGGAAGAGUAUGCGAACUUGCAAGAGAGGAAGAUGGAUUGAAAGGGGAGAGCCCAAAUGUUUAGGUAACUACUUACUGUAUACAUGUAUUUUACUUGGGAAGUAGGAGUCUGAGAAAUGAGAGGAGCAAAAUUUUAAAAAAAUAGGCGGUGUCUACGAGAGAAAACUUUCUGUCUCGCCCAUAUUUCGUUUGUACCUGCAACGCAGACUGUUGUAUCUAUAAGUGAGUUUUUCAUUCGUUUUGACGCGCUUGCCAUAUAAUCUUCAAAUAUAGACAAGCGCGAGUGCACGAGAAAUAAAAAAUAAAAAUUGUUUGGUGGAUUUUCUUAAAUGCUAACUUUUGAGCACGGUCAGAAGAAAAAUUGUCAAUUUUUGUCAAUUAUUUGGAAGGGAAAAACUGAUGCGGGCAAAAUAAGUUGAAAACGCAGUCAAUGCAAGACGGCUCAGUUGUAAACGCCGUUGCUUUUCCUCGUUAGCUGGAAACUUUUGCAGUGCGAAUAGCCCAUGGAAUGUCACAAGGUAGCUUUAAGGCUCCAGUUAUUUCAAAGACACUAUGAUUUGUUGAUCAUCUGUAUUUUUCUUUGUUUGAAACUGUUGGCUAGUUUUUUAUCCUUCUUGUACUUAUUGCUUUUCCAGACUACUCCUCUUGCGGCGUGAGUCCAGUAGAUUUUAGGAGUCGUAUUGUUGGUGGAAAGAACUCUAAAAGAGGAUGGUGGCCAUGGCAUGUUGGAAUUUACAAUUCCCGAAGCCGUAGUAAAGGUUGAAGGAAAACUAGUUGGUUCAUUUCCACUUAGCUUUACAGAGAUUUAUUUUAUUGCUCAUAGCGAGGCUGUGCGGGAAACUAAGCCAAACUUCGUUUCCUCAAAACAUUCUCAUCGUGCAGUUUGACACAAACCGACCCAGUCCUAAUAAAGCGCAGCCUCAAAAUAACCAAUAAAAUGCUUAAUGUUUAAGUUCCCAUCUUACUCUCAAAAACAAUUUUGGUGCCCAAAUCGCAUGAAUAAAUGCUAUCAUUACCAUUCAAAAAUGUUUUUUGCUUUUCUUUCCGGUAGGUGUCAAUGUUUACACGUACAACAAAUAAGUUCGUAAAGAAAUCCAGGAAAAGGAAAAUGUACAGAGUCUCAAUAGUACAGAGGACAAAAAAAGAAAAUAUAUAUAACAUUUAAAGUGAUUGAGUGAAUAAGUAUAUAGUUGGUCAUCUAAGCCAUUGUCUUAAAAGUGAAACUGGAGGACUCAUAGGGCUCCCUUUUAAUUAAGCCACAUGAUAGUUCUGCAUCCAUGUCAAAACAACAGCAAUUUAACUUCCAACACCUUGCAAGUGCUUUGAACCUAACCAUGACACCCUUCUCCCCUCCAUUUUCAUCAUUUAUAUAUAAAUAUUGAAUUUGAAUUACACAGUUGAUGUCCGUUAAUCUAUAACUAUCUUUCUUGGUUACAAUUAUCUCGCUAUCUUGAGUACAGUUGAACCUCGCUCUACGGACGCCCGCUUGAUACGGACACCCGUAUAUAGCGGACAGUUUCGUUUGUCCUCACGAGAAAAAAGGUCUUAUAUUUUCUCUAAAAUUAACCCGCUCAAUACGGACACCAUGGAAUGUCCCGUCGUUGUCAAUUUCAACCGGGUUCUACUGUAUUACCAGCAAGAGUCAGAGAGGAAUAUCCUCUCGCUUCUGAGAGCUAUUUUAGAUUUCUUUUCCUUUUUUUUUUUUUUUUGUCCUUCAAAUAUUUCACAUGAAUUACAAAGCUUGCUUCUCUAUGGGUAGUGAUCUUGAUAAUCGCGUCACAAUUUAGAAAAUCGUGAAUGCGAAAUCAGUGAUCAUUUACAGUGUACACUAACGAAUCAAAUUCUGGACCGGUCGUCUUAGAAAAUAAAGAAAGAAAUGAUUAAAUAAAUAACCAUUUUCUGGCUAUUUCUUUUUUUCAUUCUUUACCCAGGUCCUCUAAAACCUGCUUUUAGUGGUGUGCUGAUUUCUCCUCGUUGGGUUCUGACUACAGCAUCGCGUUUCUCGGCUUAUUUAAGAUGGAAGCUCCGAUUUGACAAUAACAAUAGAGAUGUACUGUAAGUGCUUGAGGGCAUUUUUUUUUCUUGAAUUGAAAUGCUCACCAUCCAGUUAUUCAUCCACCCACCCACGUUGAAAGCCCAACAAGCCGAUUACUUAGUCAGAACAUAAAAAUAAAAAUCAUGUCAGACACCAAAAUGUCGAAUGCAUAUGAUCCUAAAUGAACAUAUUUGUAAUUCAUUAAUUCCUACAAAUUUCGAAACAGAAAUAACUGGAAUAACCAAUCCCAAUGGUGACGUUUCCACCGAAAUCCUUGGAUUUUAAGCACUCUUGAUUUUAUUAUCACCAAUAUCCAACAGUCGACAAUGGCAACAUUACAUGAAAAAGGAAAAUAGCUUGCUUUCAGGCUUGUGGGCAUAUGGGCAGGUGCAAUUUUAAUUCAUUAGUCUCUAAAAAAAAUUAUUCUUGCUUCUUCCAAACUUCUUUCAAAAUCAUGUGAUUACUUCAUUCUAAUCAAAUAGCACCUUUAUUCCCUUAGGUACUUUCUACAAAUAGGUGACCACAAUUUAUUACAAAAAGAGGAGUCCCAGCUCAGAAUAGGUGCAGAAAACAUUUACAUUCAUCCGAAUUUCACGCGUGCUACGUACGAUAAUGACAUAGCUCUCAUCAAACUCAGAACAGAGGUCAAGCUUGGUAAGUUUGUGCGAACCGUGUGCCUCCCACAAAAGCAAGAAGGUGAUUUGGCGAUUCCAAGAAAAUACGGUUUAGUAACUGGUUGGGGAGCAACAAAAGCCUUAAAGAUUGGUCAGGUCCUUACUCAUACGUACCGUUAUUCAAAUAUCCUACAAUACUCUUCUUUCAUGAUUCAACAAGAUCAGAUUUGUCAAAGGAGCACGUCGCACCGUUUUAACUCGUCAGUAACCUUCUGUGCAGGUGACGGAAAAGGAAGGCAAGAUACCUGCACUGGUGACAGUGGAGGACCAUUUGUUCGAGAGGCACGAAGAAAGGACGGAUACAGAUGGAUCGCUACUGGUCUUGUCAGCUGGGGGGAGGGGUGUGCGCAAAAAGAUAAGUUCACCUUCUACACCAGAGUGUAUCCAUUCAUUAACUGGAUUAAGAAAACUAUGGAUGAAGGUUGA